Paralichthys olivaceus (Japanese flounder) is the source of this 7938-nucleotide messenger RNA. RefSeq names its product insulin receptor substrate 1-B. NCBI's taxonomy places the organism in Eukaryota, Metazoa, Chordata, Actinopteri, Pleuronectiformes, Paralichthyidae. Gene Ontology annotation, cellular component: plasma membrane; cytosol. Gene Ontology annotation, molecular function: phosphatidylinositol 3-kinase binding; insulin receptor binding. Gene Ontology annotation, biological process: insulin receptor signaling pathway. The record is from RefSeq and is a predicted model, not a curated record.
CCCUCACCGCUGUGAAGCACUAAGAAAAAAAAAGUUGUCCCGCAGGUCGGGGGCUGUGGUGUCCGAGCUCGGGCGGAGUCAGUGAACGCCCCUCGCUGAGUGACAGUCCUGCCCCACGGUCUCGGCUCCGCUGCUCCGCCGCUCCGCAGCUCUCACACCGCGGCCACAGCACCACAGCCGAGCCGGGGGUGUGAGUGUGUGGGGACGGACACUCUGAGAACCGGCAGCGUGCAGCGGGACCCGCUCCGUGCUCCGCAAUGAGCGGUGAAUGGGAUUAAAGCGCGCGGACGGCAGUAGUAGUAGUGGAGAGUAGGGGGAGCUCCGCACCCAGCGACGCCGCAUGUGCUCGCCCGUGUGCGGCUUGGGAAACUUGCGCUGCUCCGUCCACUCGAGAGAAAAGCAAACAAGAGGACACAAGAGGGGAACCCACUCAUUCUGCGGCCGCAUUCUAAAACUGUGCACCGGGUUCGAGCUCCGGGACUCGCGGCGGCAACACACCGACCCCUGCCUCCUCUCACAUGCCUGCGUUGAUGUGUGGGAGCGAGGGAGGGGAGCGGAGCCGGGGGGAUGUUUGAGUCAGCCCGCUGAACUUCCACAGACACCCCGAGAGAAAUUCAAGACAGAAAAAGUUAGUUGUUGUUGGAAGUGAAGGAGACUGCGGCGGUCAUGGAGGGGCAAGCGGGCGAGCAGCAGCAGCAGCAGCAGCCGCAGCAGCAACAACCGCAGCCGCCGCACAGCUGCUGCGAGGACGUGCGGAAGAGCGGCUACCUCCGCAAGCAGAAGUCCAUGCACCGGCGGUACUUCGUGCUCCGCGCCGCCUCGGAGCGCGGCCCGGCCCGUCUGGAGUACUACGAGAGCGAGAAGAAAUUCCGCGGCAAGGCCCCCGUCCCGAAGCGGGCGGUGGCGCUGGAGACGUGCUUCAACAUCAACAAGCGGGCCGACGCCAAGAACAAGCACAUGAUCGUGCUGUACACGCGGGCCGAGAGCUUCGCCGUGGCCGCGGAGAACGAGGCGGACCAGGACGAGUGGUACCAGGCCAUGGUGGAGCUGCAGUGCAAAAGUAAGAACCCCUCUGACAGUGGAGCUGCGGGGGACUAUGGUGUGCCCAAUCCUGGGCCUGCAUUCAAAGAGGUGUGGCAGGUGAAGGUGUGGCCCAAAGGCCUGGGUCAGGCCAAGAACUUGGUGGGCAUCUACCGCCUUUGCCUGACUGACAAGACGGUCAACUUCGUCAAACUCAACUCUGAUGCUGCUGCUGUGGUGCUGCAGCUCAUGAACGUCAGACGCUGCGGCCAUUCAGAAAACUUCUUCUUUGUCGAAGUGGGACGCUCUGCCGUGACAGGCCCGGGCGAGUUCUGGAUGCAGGUGGAUGAUUCGGUGGUGGCCCAGAACAUGCAUGAAACCUUGCUAGAGGCCAUGAAGGCACUGAGUGAGGAGUUCCGCCAACGCAGCAAAUCUCAGUCAAACUCCGGCCCUGGAGGAGGUGCUACCGCUUCAAACCCCAUCAGUGUUCCCUCACGCCGCCACCACCCAAACCCUCCUCCCAGCCAAGUGGGCUUCACCCGCAGGCCCCGAACUGAGCCUCCUGGAGGUGCUAACUGUGGAGCAGGAGGCAACAGUGCCAAUGCUUCUCCAACCCCACGGGAUAUCUUCCCGAGGUCUCGCACUGCCAGUGAGGGUGGGAAAGGUGAGGAUGGGAUAACUGUGACCACACCUCUCCAAGGACCGAGCUCCAGUCCCGCCACCAAUGGCUCCUGUUCUACCACCCCUAUCCUCAGGUCGAAGUCAGUCCGUUCAGUCCCCACCACAGCUGCUAAAACUUCUCUUGGACUGAUGCGCUCCAUCUCCACCCCAGCACCCUCCCCAGCCCAAAGCCUCUCAUCUAGCUCCGGGCAUGGCUCUGACUUUGGAGGUGUAUCAUCUUCUGCUACUAUUGGCCCGGGAUGUGGAACCUAUAGCCGUGUUCCCACCCAUCGUGCCUCUGUCUCUGGCUCCCCCAGUGACUAUGGCUCCUCAGAUGAAUAUGGCUCUAGUCCUGGGGAUCACACGCUCCUUCCCUCCCCAAGCCUCCCUGGAAGCUCUGUAGGUAGCGUCAGUAGCCAAUCCCUUGGUGAGGAGGGUGCCAACUACAUCCUGAUGGGCCAGCGUAGUGGUGGGGGCAGUGGUAGCAACAGCAAUCAAGGGAGCGUGACGUCCAGUUCCCUGCCAGCACCAGGAACACCAUCCUGUGGCUCCCAGCCCCAUACCAGGAGAGUGCUGCGUCGCUCCUCAAGUCGUGAAUGUGAAGCUGAACGUAGGCUGCUGAGUAAACGGGCUUCCUUACCUCCUAUGACCCUGGAGAGGCUGGCCCCACAUCAGCGUAGAGCCGAGGAACCAGCAGAUGAAGAUUCAGCUGAUUAUGCCAUAAUGUCGAGGAGCACCAGUCGUGAAUCCUUCACUUCCUCCUCCUCCUCCACACAGAGGGAAUCUGUCUUGGGGGCUGGUUCGGCUGGGGGAGGAGGAUACUUAGAUGUGGCGGAGUUCAAAAGUGAAGGGAGUGGAGGAGCAGGAGGAGCAGGAGGAGGUAUAGAUUUAGGUGUAGACAAUGGGUAUAUGUCCAUGCUGCCUGGCGUCACUCAGCCUCCAGUAUCCCUGUCCCAGUCUCUGGCUGUCUCUGUCCCAGACUCAGAUUCUAAACCUGCUGAUGAUUACAUGGCUAUGACCCCUAACAACAGUGUGUCCCCUCCGCAGCAAAUCAGGCCUCCACCAACUUCUGACGGCUAUAUGAUAAUGUCCCCCAAUAGCAGCUGUUCCCCUGACCAGCGUGGUGGUCUCUCUGGAGGAGCUUGGGUGGGCAGUGGCAGUGCAGACAGCAGAGCAGGCAGUGACUAUAUGAACAUGUCUCCUAUCAGUGCUCGUUCUGUUAAUGGCAGCCCCCCACCCCCUGAACACACAGCUCAUUUGGAGACUAUUUCUCAACAGCCAGCUCCCAAGAUGGUUUAUUCCUACUAUUCCCUUCCCCGGUCAUACAAACAUAACCCCUCUGCUGGACACUUUGACGAUGGGCCAGGACGAGGAAGAAGGCCCAAUGGGAGUUGUAGUAGGGGAAUGAGUGGAGGUAGGACGAUGGGAGUGCGUCAGGAGCAACCAGCAUCAGGCAGCUCAGUGGUGGGACGCCACCUGUCACUCUCAUCAUCCUCAUACUCCUCUAGCUCAGCUAGCAGCGAGAGCCUUGGGGAGAGCGAGGACAGAGCUACCCAGACAGUGAGCCCCAUGGCUGGGGGAACUCAGUCCAAAGAUGGGAGUAAACUCCAGCAGAGACGGGGCUCCAGUGGGUUGUCCAAGCAGGGUAACCAUACUAGAAGCAGACCAGUGAGUCUGUUUGUUGAUGUUUCUAAAGCGAAUACCCUUCCUAGAGUCCGUGAGAAUCCCCUGCCCCCAGAACCGAAGAGCCCUGGAGAGUAUGUAAGCAUUGAGUUUAAGGGGGAGAAGUGUGGCCAGACUGGGGUUGGAGGAGGGCGUGGCCGGGGUCUCAGGCAUGGCUUAUCACUGCCUCAUUGCCCAAGCAGCCAGAAUCCUCAACACAGGACAACUUCUUUCCUAGGAAACUUUGUCCCCCUCUCCCGCAGCCCCUCUGCUCCCAUCACUCCCCCAGCUGCCUCUGAAUAUGUCAACAUGGACUUGGGCCCUUCUCCGUCCCCCUCACCCCUCUCUCUUACCCCACUGGUUUUCCCAUCUUUUCACACCCCUCCCACGCCUCCAACUCUUGCUCAUGUCCCCAAAGCUUGUGAUGAGAGCCCCAGUGUCCCUCGUGAAGAGAGAGCUGAAGUAGCCGAGGCCCCACUUAGGAAAAGCAGAGAAAGUGCUCCCUCAGUGUCUGAGUCCGAGUCCCCUAUAUCCUGUGGAGACUACACAGAGAUGGUCUUCAGCUUGAAUAGCAACAAAGUCCCUAGGUCAUCAUCCAGUGUCUCUCCCAAAGCCCCCUCCCCCAUCAGGACUGAUCCUUCCGUUCCUGUACUGUCAUGUGGUCUAGAUUUCUCCCUUGCAAAACCUGGACUCAAUCCAGACCACGGGGCUAAAGUUAUCCGUGCAGACCCCCAAGGACGCAGACGUCAUUGCUCAGAAACCUUCCUUGCCCCGCCUUCCCUCCCCACCUCUACCUCCACUUCCUCUUCGUCCACUGCCUCCCUAUUUCCAGAACACACCCAAGCUGUCGCCCGUCGGCUGGGCUUUGAAAGCGUGCUGUGGGGGAAUGGUGCUGCGAGUGAUACCCCCACUCAGUGCCCCCUCCCUGGACAACAGUCCCUUCCCACAAACACUCAGACUUCAUCCACAGAGCAAGGUCUUAACUAUAUUGACUUGGACUUGGUCAACAAAGAGAGCCCCCAUUUGGGCCUGGAAGGACCCUCAGGUAGCCAGGCCCCUUCUCGCCUCUUCUCUGUACUGGGUGGAGGUUCUGGGAUUGGGGGAGUGGGCGCAGCAGUCGGCAGCAGCAGCAGCUCCAGCCUCAACACAUAUGCCAGCAUUGACUUCUACAAAUCAGAGGAGCUGCGGACACAUCAGAAUGGAAACAAGGAAGGAACAGAGUGCUGAUGUUGGUGCGUCGUCCUUGGAGGGGAAACAAUCUGGUACCACUCACUUCGAAGCCCCGCCUUUUCCUUUCCGUGAACUAGUUGCAUUGAAAGAGCGACUGGAUCGGACACGCCCCCGCUGAAGCACUUUGACAGACUGUUUUUUUUCCUUCGCUUUCAUCUCGUUGGUUACGGAAACCAGCGGAGAUGUGUGCCAAAUGACAUGAAAAGAUACUUGCUGCUCUCAUUCCUUGAGUGAAAGCCAAUCAGAGAAGGGUACAAAAAUGGAGAAUGGUAUUUUUUUAUUUUGUUUCGAUUUUUUUUUUUUAGAUUUCCUCCAAGUGGAAAAAACCCCUCCAAUCAUAGAGAGUACAAAGGUGGCUGAUUAUUAUUUGUAUGAGAAAGAAAAUAUAUAAGAACUAUUUACAGUAACUGCUAAAAAAGUGCCUCAUUUUCAGACUGUAGCUGUUUUGCAAAGAACUUCAACUUAGCCUUGACUAAGUUCAACUUUGGGUUCUUUCUUUCUGCUUAAUUUGAUGUAAUUUCAAAAAAAUGCAGAGGAAGAUAUUGAGAAAAAAUGGGUCGCACUCAAUGCCGUGUUAAUGUCAUAUGGGAUCGAUGGUACGUUGUCAAUAUAACACUAUCUGUUAAAUUUGGGUUACCUUGAAUGAAAGACUGACUGAUGUGAAGCAUCUAUUUUUAUGGAUCAUUGGUACUUCUGUUUAAUUUGGAGCCAAGUUAUAAAUAUUCAAGUUUCCCCGUUCAUGACUAAACGGAUGCUCAGAGAGCGCUUACCUCACAUUCAGCCUAUAUGUUAAAGAAAGUUAAAAUUAAAUAGGUUCUUAGUUGGGUCCCGCCUCUCCCCUCUGCAAAAUUUCAUGGAAAUCAGUUGAGUUCUUUUUGUGUAGUUGUGGUCACAAACCCGGAUGAAAACGUGACCCCUUCUAUUCACGACUUUUAAGCUGAUGCUAAUGACAACGAAAUAAACGAUGAAUCUGUUGUGACGUGAACGCGGCAUUUGCGCUAACAUAAAUGAUACAAUGGUACUAGCAAUCUACAGGCCUACCUGUCUACUGUGAGAAAUAUUAGCAUAGCAACUGUUAGCUUACUUGUGUCACUUUUAUUCUGUCUGUCUCCCUUUUCUUUCACGUUUAACUUUUCGAACCAGAGCCAUACACCGAAAGUAUUAAACACACAGGCUUGAAACAGAAGGGCACUUCUGUCAGCGUAUACAGAAUCUUGCUCGCUAGCUGAAGGCAGCCAGAUCAGAUUAAGAUAUUACCACCAUGCCAGGACAUAAAUUCACCAACCUGCUGACCACAGCUCAGGGUGAGACCCCUGCUAUAGAGCCAAGCAAUCCCAUUAGUGCUAUUAGCUCCAUACACGUGUGUGUCACUUAAUCCCCUUUGUCUCAGGAUGCUAAAUAACAUAAGGUACGUACAGUGAGGAUAGAGACCCUAUCUAUAGCCAUGCUAAUGCUAGCUUUGUAGCGGUCAGCACACUGCUUUUAGCACCAGAAAGGGGCUCAGUUGUUAUUUCUACAAAGUCCGUUUAUAGAAACUCCUAAUUUGUUGUCCUCACUUAUUUUAUACGUUAAGGUACCAAACAUUUAAGAAGAACGUUUUUACACUUUUAAAAUGUUUUUUAUCAGGUUGAAUUUAAAGUACCAAGACCCUAAAUCUUUUAAAGGUUCAGUUUGUAAGAUUUUGGUUAAAGGGAUCUAUUGGCAGAUGUUGAAUAUGAAAGGAUGCUCGUGUGUUUCACCUAAAUUGUAAGAAUUGUUGCCCCUUUAUAUUCAAGUACUUUAUAUUUACAUCAGGAAGGGAAGGGGGAGGUGAGGGGAAUUCAGCUGCAACAUGCAACUCCACCACUAGAUGUCACUAGAUUCUACACACUGAACCUUUAAUUUAAGACUUUCUAUGUCCUCCCGCCUCCUCUGUCUUUUGCUUACAGGUCUAACUUUAAUCUCCGCUAUGCAUCAGCACUUAAGUGCCUGUCUGUCCUGUUUGCCUGCCUGUCUCUCUGCCCCGCCUUAGCAGCUAGCACUAAUAGGGCUGUCCUAUCAGAUUAUAUCAAGUCUAUUUUUGUGUCUAUUUUUGUGUCUUUUGACUGUACAGUUCUAAAAAAAAAAAAAAAGGUCUUGUUGGUGUUUGUUCAAAUGUGACAGUGAUCUAUCAGAUUACUCGACCGGCAGCCAUGGCCCCGAUCGGUGGAGGUUUGGACUGUUUCAUUUUGUCGGUAAUCGUUGCGGGGCCACCAGUGCCAAAUCGCAACAACAAAAGACUAAGCUGUCCUCCUCUCCAACGGCACCUCAAGAAGCAACCUUCAGCUAUCAAGUCUGGACGUAUUGCUUUGUUUUGUUUUAACGAUGUAACCUUUUUGUGUUUCCCCCCAAUGUUUUUCUUUUGCAGUACGGGGGGGGGGGGGGGGGGAACUGUGACAUAUCUCCCCUCGCAGUCUGCUUAUGUGACUCCUGGAGAUAAAGGUCAUUGUGAAUACUUGCAUAUGCUUUAACCUUGGAUUUUCUUAUGACUUUUACCAGAGCGUCAAAAAAAAAAAAAGAAAUGCAUGAAGAGAAAGACAAGGCCACCGAGAAAAAACGACAACAAAAUGUCUAAAUGUCUAAAUACAUCUACGUAGCUAUUAAGUUUGUACUGUGUGUUUAUCUGCUUUGGGAAGUUCAUGAACUUUCUCACUCUGGUCACAUAACUGUCGGCGUCCCGGAGCAAAACAAUGCAGCUUAAUUACGUGCAGAUUGGAAUCUGUGGUGGGACUUACCCCAUAAUAGUGGUUGGUAAUGCAGAAGUGAAAAAAAACCCAGAUGAAAAGUUCGCACAUUCGCAAACAAACACGUGAUGAUAAGUUUAAAUGUAUUUUGGAAAUGUUCUCAUAUUGAAACUGCAGUUUUCUGCCAAAACAGACACUCUUGAAGGUACUUAUAGUGAACAAAACGCACAAGUAGGUGGUGCGUUCAGGUGCAGAUGUUGCUUUCCUGCUGUUUAGAGCCUCCUUCCAGCUCUGAGAAUCUCAUGAACUUCUCAAUAACCCACGUUUUUACUGUCGUAACUGCACAGUCUGGAAAGUGUUGGCCCCGUGGCUCCGUUGGCUCCGUUGGCUCGAUGGUCACAGCUACAUAUCAUGAAUAAAGCUCAGAUGAACAGGGGGUUUAACAGUGGCUGCAUGACUUCAUUCAUUGCAUUGUGUAGAGAUAUUCAUAAACGGUGCGGGAAAAGUGGUGCUGCUGUCCUAAAAAGAUUUUGUAUCCCUUCCUGGUGUUCCCCUGAGGGAUGGUACUGAAUGGGCAUAUUGUGAGAUUUUUUGCCAUUGAUGUAGACAGUUUUACUUCUGUUGCUUGAGAGAAAAGAAAAAUCAGACUAAAAGGAAAAAAAAA